UGCCCUGCAGGCUCAAGGCUACAUAUACUGAGUCGAAGGCAGGCAGACAAAGGCACCGAGAGAUCCCCGAUAAGGCGAAAAUUAUCUGCGUCUCCACGAAUCGAGCUAGUGAUGUCGUGGUGGGGCAACAACAGGUCGCACUUCAGCGACACCCAGGGCCAGGGCCAGGGCCAGUACACGGUCAGCCAGCACGAAGGCACCGCCAAGAGCCGCUCCCCGAAUAAGAAGCAGCUGCCGGCCGGCAACAAGAAGUCCUCCUCCGACGACGCCGACUACAAGACGUCCUACGGCGCCAACCACGACAACAACAACAACUACAACGGCGGUUACAGCGCCGGCUACGGCGACAACAACAAUAACAACUACAACAACGGCUACAACAACGGCAACGGUGGCAUGACGCCCUACUACGGCAACGGAGGCGGCUACAACAACAGCAGCAACUCUUCCUACGGCGGCAACGGCGACAGGGACGGCUACAACAACAACUCUUCUUACGGCGGCGGCGACGGGUACAACAACAACAGUCCGGCUAGCUGGGCGGCUCCCGUGGAUCAUCAAGGCGGUCGGACCCCGAUGUACAUAAGUACCAGGGAGGUCCACUUCUAUGGCGGGCCGCAGAACGACGGGGAGCACGACGGCGAACAGAGGCGGCGAGGCGGCGGCGGAGGAGGAUCAUCAGGGUUCUUCGGGCCGGCCUUGGGCGCUGUCGGUAAUUUCGUGGACCGCAAAUUCGGCCUCAACGACAAUUAAUCCGGCCGGCCGCUCAUAUGGAUGCAUGCAUUUAUGCAUGUGUCUGUGACAGUGCAUAUAUACGUGCGUGUAUAAGUAUAGACGACGUGCGAUUUGAUCAGUUUAAUUGCUUGGUGCUCGCGUUGGGUCGAUCGAUGGAUCGAGUAAUUGGGUCCUGCUGCUGCUGAACUUUGUUGUAGUACGGGCCGGCCGGCGUGUGUGUGCUCGUUCCAGGUGUACUCGUGCCAGUAAUACGUGUUUCCAUUCUGCAGUGAUAUUGUGUACUGUGGACGUUGGUUUGUAUACUGAAUACUACUCCUAUCAUAUGAUAACUUGAUCUGUAUCUGCUAUGCAUUGUUUAAUGCAGAUGUUGUAUAUAUUUGUGCCUGUUUUGGUGCGGUGUGCUUAAA
Brachypodium distachyon (stiff brome) is the source of this 1142-nucleotide messenger RNA. RefSeq names its product stress protein DDR48. Bases 112 to 753 code for a protein of 213 amino acids. Lineage: Eukaryota; Viridiplantae; Streptophyta; Magnoliopsida; Poales; Poaceae. The record is from RefSeq and is a predicted model, not a curated record. The transcript has 2 exons.